Molecule: messenger RNA, 866 nt
Organism: Phaethon lepturus (White-tailed tropicbird)
Lineage: Eukaryota; Metazoa; Chordata; Aves; Phaethontiformes; Phaethontidae
Gene: TMEFF1
Product: transmembrane protein with EGF-like and two follistatin-like domains 1
Exons: 8
Molecular function (GO): protein binding
Source: RefSeq, a predicted model, not a curated record
AGUUAAAUGUAAGGGAGUCCGACGUAAGAGUGUGUGAUGAAUCGUCAUGUAAAUACGGAGGCGUGUGCAAGGAAGAGGGCGAUGGCUUGAAAUGUGCGUGUCAGUUCCAGUGUCACACAAACUAUAUUCCUGUUUGUGGAUCAAAUGGAGACACUUACCAAAACGAAUGCUUCCUCAGGAGAGCUGCUUGCAAGCAUCAGAGAGAGAUAACAGUGGUAUCAAGAGGACCUUGUUAUUCUGAUAAUGGCUCUGGGUCAGGAGAAGGAGAGUAUGAAGGAUCUGGGACAGAAGUUCAGAGAAAACACUCAAAAUGUGGAGUUUGCAAAUAUAGGGCUGAGUGUGAUGAAGAUGCAGAAAAUGUUGGGUGUGUAUGUAAUAUAGACUGCAGUGGAUACAGUUUUAAUCCUGUAUGUGCUUCUGAUGGAAGUUCCUAUAACAAUCCGUGCUUUGUUAGAGAAGCAUCAUGUCUGAGGCAAGAGCAGAUCGACAUCCGGCAUCUUGGACACUGCACAGAAACAGAUGACACAAACGCAGUCGGAAAGAAAGAUGAUGGCAUGCAGUAUCGGCCAGAGGUGAAAGACGCCAGUGAUCAAAGAGAAGACAUUUACAUUGGAAACCACAUACCUUGUUCAGAAAGCUUCAACGGCUACUGUAUACACGGCAAAUGUGAAUUCAUUUAUUCCACUCAGAAGGCUUCCUGCCGGUGUGAAUCAGGAUAUACUGGACAGCACUGUGAAAAGACAGACUUUAGUAUUCUUUAUGUUGUCCCAAGUAGACAAAAGCUUACGCAUGUCCUUAUUGCAGCAAUAAUUGGAGCUGUACAGAUUGCCAUUAUAGUUGCAAUUGUCAUGUGCAUAACAAGGUAG